GCAAUGGAAAGCUGGUGAAAAUGCCUCGGUGCGGACAGGAGGCUUCAGACCAGCUUCUCCAACAGUUUAUCCGCUCAGGCUCCUCCACCAGGUGUUUGAGGAAUAAGAUCAUGAAGAAUUGGGGUGUGAUCGGAGGUGUGGUCGCUGCCCUGGCGGCCGGUGUGUACGUGCUAUGGGGUCCCACCUCGGACAGGAAGAAGAGACGGACAGGGAUGGUGCCAGGUCUGCUGAACCUGGGUAACACGUGCUUCCUGAACGCCCUGCUGCAGGGUCUGGCCUCCUGCCCCUCGUUCGUCAGCUGGCUUCAGCAGUUCAGCACCCAGAGUAGCACCCGCGUCAUGGAGAAGGACACCAGGAUAUCAGCCACUCUACUGCAGCUACUUCAAGCUCUGUCCAGUACAGAUCCUGAAGAGGACGACAUUCUGGAUGCAGGGUGUCUGUUAGAAGCUCUGCGUCUCUACAGGUGGCACAUCAGCUCGUUCGAGGAACAGGAUGCUCACGAGCUUUUUCACGUCUUGACGUCUUCUCUGGAGGAGGAGCGCGACCGCCAACACAAAGUCGCUCACCUGUUCGAUAUGGAGACGCUGGAGAAGUCGGCGAAGACGAGUGAAACGUCCAUCAGCUGUCGGAGUCGAGGGCCGUUACAUCCUAUAGCGAGCCAGUGGAGGACACAGCACCCGUUCCACGGCCGCCUGACCAGCUACAUGGCCUGCAAACGCUGCGAGCGGCAGAGUCCGGUUCGUUAUGAUUCGUUCGACAGUCUCUCGCUCUCCAUUCCAGCUGUUCAGUGGGGUCGGCCAGUUACUCUGGAUCAGUGCCUUCAGCAUUUCAUCUCUUCCGAAACCAUUAAGGAGGUGGAGUGUGAGAACUGCACCAAGAAACAGGCCGAGGACUUGGACGGGUCGGUUCUGGAGAGCCAGAGGACCACAUUCAUCAAGCAGCUCAAAUUGGGCAAGCUCCCCCAGUGCCUGUGCAUCCACCUGCAGAGACUCACCUGGUCACCAGAGGGCGCUCCCACCAAGAGGCACGAGCACGUUCAGUUCUCCGAGUACCUCAGCAUGGACCGCUAUAAACACCGCGGCCCCGCCCAGAGACCCUGCAGGACCCAGAAACCCCCUGCAGCUGCGGAAACACACGGUCCGAACCUGACCAACGGAGUCGAUCCAGAACUUCACAACAACAACAAACCACUUGCAAAUGGAAGCUUGUCCUCCGCCUUCGUCCAUCCUCCGACACUCAGUCCAGCGUUUGACCUCACGUACGACUACAGCUCAUCUGAGUAUCUGUUCAGGUUGACGGCGGUGCUGAUCCACCACGGCGACACGCACUCGGGCCACUUCGUCACGUACCGGCGCGGCUCAACGCCCCUCAGCCCCCAGUGGCUGUGGGUUUCGGACGAGUCGGUGCGCCAGGCCAGUCUGCAGGAGGUGCUCUCGUCCAGCGCCUACCUGCUCUUCUACGAGAGGGUGCGCAAGUGAACCGGGACCGAAAAUGUACUUUUACUGGGAAGUUCACUCACUGCUGCUGGUGCAGACGACGCCCUGCCAAGCCGAACAGAGCAGAACAGAACUGCAGAAGGGUUCACUGGGACGCUCUGGGAUGUUGGGUGACUUCCAUGGCUACUUCCCUUCUGGACGUCCACUUUUCUUGAGGUGUGGGUUAAACGAAGCAGGGUUUUCCAAUAUGAUACACCAGUCCUGAAUUUUCCAGUGUUCAGAAAUCUGAUUUAACCCGUAACUGUGAACAUUUUUGUGAUUAUUUAAGAUGUUUGUUUUGCCUUUUUAAGCUAAAAUCAAACUACAGAUGGGAAAUAACGAUCCUGAUGAAGCUACUCGACCUACAUACGGUUGAAGCCAAAAGUUUACAUACACUUGUAAUAAACAGCCGUGUCUAAUUGGUCUAAACGAACUGUUAAUGGUUUUCUGAAAAUCUGUAGAGUGAUGAAUGAACAAACAGGCUUUUAGAUGAUUGACUUCAUGGUGUUGGAAGUUCUCUAAUGUCAUUUAACGUAACGUGACAGGAGCUAUGCUCUCUAGGAGCCCCGGUGUCUGGUAUCUAGAGCGUCAUCAGGACUCAAACUCACGAUUUCUUAAAAACAAAAAGAAUAUCAUGAACACAUUACUGCUUUUGUCACUUUAACCACAUAAAUACAGGUAAGAAUGGUCAUGUUGGUAUUAUAGCUGUUUUUGUAAUGUAACUGACCAAAACUACGUAGACACAUGACCAUGAACGUUAAUAUGGAGUGCCUUGUCCACUUUUGUAGCUAUAAC
Messenger RNA from Trichomycterus rosablanca, 2270 nucleotides. RefSeq names its product ubiquitin specific peptidase 30 (gene usp30). The transcript is spliced from 13 exons. Bases 21 to 1478 code for a protein of 485 amino acids. The record is from RefSeq and is a predicted model, not a curated record. Gene Ontology annotation, cellular component: nucleus; cytosol. Gene Ontology annotation, biological process: protein deubiquitination. Gene Ontology annotation, molecular function: cysteine-type deubiquitinase activity. Lineage: Eukaryota; Metazoa; Chordata; Actinopteri; Siluriformes; Trichomycteridae.